AUGCAGUGGUUCUGCUGGCAUGUGGCAGCGAAGAUGAGCCUGGGAUUUCUGUGUCUUUUUCUGGUUUUCAGCACAGCCUCGUGUAUAAGAAGAGAAAAUAAGAAAGAGAAGCAAGUGGCAGUGCUGGCUACUGCAGGUAACAAGCAGCACGUCAGGAGUUGCAGUUUCAGGGUUUUAAUGGGAGUGGGAGGUGUUGUGCUGGGCAUGCAGGUGGCAGCAGAUGGCUCAUUCGCCUUCCACAAAGUGUCGGUCACCAUUUAUAACAUCUCUAAUGCAAAAAAUGUUGACCCUGGCAAGUUCCCUAUGCACUACUGCUACUGUUUGAACAAUGCGACAAACGACUUGACAGAUUUUACAGCUUUACUUGUUGAUAUCAUUGGAAACUCCACCAGUUACCUCACAGAAAUUUUUAAAUCCACUUCUAUUCUCUCAGUACGUCAGAGCAAUGACUCAGAUUGUAUCUAUAUCUGUGUGAUGACAGGGCAGACAGGGAAAAAUCUGUCUGACUUUUGGGAAAUAUUAGAGAAGUCUCCUGUUAUUAAUUACACAUUUUCCAGUAACACAUCAUCUGACCUGGACCUAGAAUCGAUUUUCUCAAGUUUCGUGAAAUUGCAGGAAGAGCCAAACAAGACCCUGGAUCCAUCAGCAGAACACGUGUGGACAUUUAAAACCACCAGGAUCCCUCUUGCCCAGAAAGGGGAGGAAAUGCCCACCAUGAGGUUCCCACCAUGGCCAAAGACGGUUGGAGCAAAAGGAUCGUGGUUUCCAUCAGCCCCUGCGGAAGCUUCCAGGUCACAAGGCAUGGCUGGAUCUCCUCCUACUCCUGGGAGGAGCUCAGUCCCAUCCCCAGCCCCACAGCCCAGACCCACUGACGUGCCCAUGUUUUGGAUGCAGACAGUGUCUCCACAAGAAACCAGCAAAAGGAUGCAAACAGAGCCAGAUUUGCCUUCCUCAGUACUGCCUAUGCCACCCUCCUACAGACCUGGUGUGACACUGAAACUUUACUCAGCUACCAGGUGCCCACAGGCAAUCCUCAGAGAGUCCCAUGUGACCUCCCCUCCUGUCACUCUUGUAGUGCAGAGGAUCAACCCCUGUGUGAUGGAGCUCUGUAGGUUCUUUCAGCUGUGCCUCUGUGUCGGUCAGAGAAGACACUCCAGAAAGGAAGCCAUGAGGUACUGUGUUGAAUACUAUUCCUGGUUUGUGAAAAAUGCAAGUUAUGUCUGUGAAAGAGUCAAAAGAGUUACUUACUCCCACACAUUAAAGCAAAAAUGCCUCAAAAACAUCUGUGCGUCAGUUUAGAGCAUUGAGAAAUGUCACUGCAAGUUGGAAGACUGUGGCGAUUUUAGUUGUCUUUUAUGAUUUCUCAGUGUAAACAUCAGAAUGCAACAUGUUUUUUGCAAAUAUUUGUAAUAAGAAAAGCUAUUAACCAGAUGUUAACCUAGAAACCUCU
This is a messenger RNA of Empidonax traillii (willow flycatcher), 1450 nucleotides long. RefSeq names its product HERV-H LTR-associating 1 (gene HHLA1). The record is from RefSeq and is a predicted model, not a curated record. NCBI's taxonomy places the organism in Eukaryota, Metazoa, Chordata, Aves, Passeriformes, Tyrannidae. The transcript has 14 exons. Bases 1 to 1299 code for a protein of 432 amino acids.